GUUGAAUCAUGCAAAAUUGGGUCUGUAGACACAUCUCCUCGACACUUGUAAAUGAGAGUGAUCUCUCUAUACAAUUUUUAUCUUGCCUACAAGUUUCCAGUUCCAAAAAUGCAAUAUUUACUUUGGGUAUCAAGUCUUAUGGUGAAGAAUCCUGUUCUCUAUUUCUUUUUGCUGCUCAACAACUAGCGUCAACGUUUGACAGUGGAUUAUUAUGGGACUUUUCCAAGUCUUCCUUUGUGAAGACGACCCACAUAGUAGAUUGUCAGUUGGCCAAUAGUAUAUCGAGCUUUUUGUACUUGGAAGAAUCCGACUCUGUUAUUUUAUCACUUUGCUCAGGAGAGAUCUACCAGAUUCCUUGUCUCUUCAACUACCGAUCGAGCAAUAAUCAGCGAGACGUGCUAUUGGAAGGUUUUGGGCAAGUAGAAACCAUAGGUAUCUUCCCACAAGGCGUUCAUCGUAUGCAACUAAGUCCAGAUGGUGAAAUACUAUGUCUUUUAACUGGCAAGUCCCAAGUACAAAUAGUCUUUAUGGCAACAGAGGAUUGGGACAUACUAAGUCAGCAAGACAUUGGUUCUCUAGAAAAUUGGGAUAAGUUGUUGCAGUUUGGAAGUAUUCCGAGUGCUUGGAAUAUUGCUUGGCGCUUAGAUGGUGCAUUGGUUGCAAUAACUUAUCCUUGUGGUUCAGGAAAUAAGAUCCAAAUGCAAGUAUUUCGUCGAGAGCGAUUUACAUUAGAGAGUAGUUGUGAAGAAGUUUGGGACAGCAACUCUUGCUGUAUAGAUUGGCAACCAAGAAUAGGAGGAGCGAUAGCAGCUAGUCUUUCCAACGAAAGCGUUAUUCGGUUUUAUGAAACCAAUGGACUUUCUUUGAGACGUUUAUAUUUGGAUACCGAAAUAUUUUGCAAACAAUUGCAAUGGUCAGAACAAUACCAUAUUUUGGUUUGUGGGGAUGAAACUAAGAUGAGAAUAUUCUAUCAUAACAACUAUCAUUGGUAUUUGAAACAAGAAUGGAUAUUUUCCGAGUUUGGAGAGAUUGCUGCUUUUCGAAUUGCACAAGAUAGGGUUGCUACCGACCGAAAUACUUUAUAUGUUUUGACAACCAAUGGAAAGAUAUUUUGUUUUAUAUUUCAAUGGCAGUUUGAUAUUUAUAAACGGCCUGAUGAAGAUGACUGUUACUUGGCAGUUAUUGAUGGAAAUGAAAUAGCAAUUACUAUGUUGUCCCAACAAAUUAUUCCUGCACCGUUAUGUUCGCUUGUUUUGGUAUGUAGUUGUUCCAUUCAACGAGUAGAAAUAGAUAGCAAAGGAGGAUGUCUUGCGUUAUUAUCGAAUGGAGCCAUGGAGUAUUUUCCCUAUGCAGCGAUUAUGGAGACAGCUUUUGAAAGUAAUCAAGUCACUUGUACCAAAGGAAGACAAUUGGAAAAUAGUUUGGAUAAGAUUUACAAAAGUAACGAACAAGACAAGUCUUCGAAAACCUGUCGAAAUAGUUUUUUGUUGCCGCUUUGUAUUGACCAGAAACAAGGACUUGUGUGGAAAGCUUUCGCAUUGCUUCCUGUGGUAAAUAGUCAUGAGGAUAUCUCUUUGCAGGUUCUAAUGAUAGGUGAAAGACUAGAAAUGUAUUUAUGUAGUUGUCAACAGGGAAAGUGGGAUUAUCAGUUGUUGUUUAAGAAAAAUUUUAGGAAAGCAGAAGAGAUAGAAGGAAUUGGUUUGGAUAUUCAACCGGUUAUAUCUAAGGAAGUCAUUGACUCGCAAAGAUAUGUCAUUUGUUUAUUGGAAAGUACUAUUUCCCUGAGAGAUAUUAUGGAAUAUGAUAAGAAAAGCUAUUGGAAUAUAUCUUUACAAGCUUUAGGUUUAAAAGGUCAUCAAAUAUUACAUUUGAAAAGCAUCGAUAUAACCAAAAGAGACAAGGAAUCAAAUAAGAAUGAAAAGAAGUAUAUGGCAGUUUUAUUUUUAGAUGACAAUGGAAGACUUUGGAUGGCUAUUCAGUUAGGAUCGAUGGCUGAGUCUUUUUAUAGUGGAUUUUCUUUCUUACUGAUAUCAGAAGAAUGUGUUGAUUUUGAAGUUAUUUCUGAUUUUGUGUUCUUCACUUGUCGUUUUCACAAGUUGUAUAGUUAUCCUAUGAAUAUCAUUUUGGACUUUUUGGAAAAGAAUACUUGUACGACAGGAAUCUACCGAAAAUUGGAGUGGAAUGGAAAGCAGGUAGAUUGUAGACCUAUUGAUAGAUUCUCUCGGAUAGUCACUUUUGUUACCGACAAAACUGCUAAAAGAAACAAUUGCUUGAUUUUACAAGCUCCCAGAGGAAAUUUGGAAUGUGUCGUUCCUCGAUUGGUUAUUGAAAGAAUUGUAGAAAGACAUAUCGAACAGGGAGCAUAUGGAGAAGCUUACAGAUUAUGUCGGCGACAUCGUUUGCCUAUGGAUAUAUUGGUUGAGAAGAAUCCAGAAGGAUUCAAGGAGAAUAUUUUGGAUUUUAUAAAGCAAUUCAAGGAUCCUGAACACUUGAAUACCUUUGUUUCAAUGUUAGGAUCCGAACAAGAAGAUACCAUUCGAAAUGAAUGGUGCAAUAUGUUGAUCGAAGCUUUUUGGCAGUCAAGUCCUGAAUCAAAGUAUCGAUACCCUCUCAUUUGUACUUUUCUUCAAAAGAAGCCACCAGAUGUAUUUGGAGCCCUUCAAGUGUUGCAGUUGGAUAGAACGACAUCCAAUUCGAAAGAUGUUGUAUGGAUCGAAGACUUGAUGGACUUUUUAUUGUUGCUGACAAAAGAUUCUGUUUUGGUCUUUCGAGAGGCAUUGCGUCUAUAUGACUCGCCUUUGGCAGCUUUGGUUGUGGAAAGAGCUUCUGAUUUGGAUCCGGCUUAUUAUGGAGCUUUAUUACAACGACUAAACGAUACUUGCUCGGAGAAACAAAAAUAUCUUAUCGAUUUAGAAUUAGGAAAUAUGGAAAGCGCAUUGCGUCAUUUGUUUGCAUUCUCUACGUUUCCUACAGAUUGUGAUACAGUUGUGGAAUUUGCUAUUCAGCAUCGAUUGUUUUCCGUUGCUUGUUCGUUGUUUGCAGAAUAUCCAGAAAUGUUAGUUCGCGUUCGACAAGCAUAUGCUCAGGAUUUAUCUCAACAAGGGCAACAUCUAGAAGCAGCCUGUUUCUAUGCCCUGAUUGAACAAGAUGAGUCUGCGAGGGAGGAAUACAAGCGAGCAUGUAUAUGGCAGCUGGUCGUUUAUUUCUGUCAUAAGAUUCUUUGGAAACGUUUGCCUUCUUCUCAAGAAUAUGUCAAGCAUACGACAUAUUUGACCAAAGAUAGAUUGGAUAGUGACCAGGACUUUAUUACGGAAAUGGAAUCACUUGUUGAGCACCUUAAACUCAAUGGAAAGGGCAAGGAAGCGGCAUUUAUAAUAAUGAAUUACUUGAAUGAUCCACAAAGUGCUUUAGAAGAACUCAUACGUAUAGAAGAAUGGUUGGAUGCAAUAAGUAUAUUGGGACGAGUGCCAUUGCAAGACUUUUGGAGUGUAGUAGAAACAACAUGGCAGCCAGCGUUGACAAAUGCAGUUCAAGAACAUUGUGAAGAAUGGAAAGAAGUUGCAAAUAAGAUGCGCUAUAACUGCGAAAGAUUAGAACAAGUAAGACGUAGGAAGGAAAGCAUGGGUACAAUUGAAAAUGAGUCUAUGAAUGCAUAUUUGGAAGAAGAAGCGUUGUCUGAAUCAGAUGCCUCCUCUCAAAGUGUCUCCAGUUUGGGAGAAUGGACCAUGUCUUCAGACACUAGCAAGGCAAGUUUGUAUUCAUUAUUAUCUAAAAAAGGGCAAAGACGCAAGGCAAAGAAGAAGAACAAAAGCAAAAAGAUAAAACCUGGAGAUCCUCGUGAAGAAGAAUACUUGAUUGAUUCCUUGUCAAAGUUGAUUCCUUCUUCUACUCAAUGGGAUAUUCUCAAUCAGCUUCUGCAGUGUUUGAUUGCCAUGUGCAUGGAGAAGGAAGCACGUAAACUCUACGAAGUUACGAAACAGUUUGCUUGUGUUGUACAAGGACUUCCUGAAGAUAUUGCAGGUAGGAUACUUGUUGGACAAUUCUACUUUAAAACAUUCAUUCCAUGUUAAGGUCGAAAUCAUUUUGAGGAACUUUUCCAAAAAUGGAAAUGUUUAGAGUAAAAAUUGACCCACCACC
Molecule: messenger RNA, 4137 nt
Organism: Galdieria sulphuraria
Lineage: Eukaryota; Rhodophyta; Bangiophyceae; Galdieriales; Galdieriaceae
Product: elongator complex protein 1 isoform 2
Exons: 7
Coding region: 9-4070 (1353 amino acids)
Biological process (GO): tRNA wobble base 5-methoxycarbonylmethyl-2-thiouridinylation; signal transduction
Cellular component (GO): elongator holoenzyme complex; cytosol
Molecular function (GO): protein binding; tRNA binding
Source: RefSeq, a predicted model, not a curated record